AUGGCUAGAGGAGAUGAUUCAUUGCAAUCAAUUGGUGUUCGUUUAGAUGGCAAAAAUUAUUCUUACUGGAGUUAUGUAAUGAAAAAUUUUUUGAAAGGAAAGAAGAUGUGGUGUUAUGUUUCUGGUACUUCUAAGAUUCCCAAAGUUGGAGAUGCUAAGUAUGAAGAAGCUCUGGAUGUGUGGGAUACAUGUAAUUCGAGAAUAAUUACUUGGAUUAAUAAUUCUGUUGAGAAUAGGAUUGGUGUGCAAUUAGCCAAGUAUGAUACUGCUAAGGAGGUUUGGGACUAUUUGGCGAAGCUUUAUGUGCGAUCUAAUUUUGAUGUCCAGUAUCAAUUGGAAUCUGAAAUCCGUGCUCUAGGGCAGAAUGAUAAGGGUGUUAUGGAUUUUUAUUCUGAGAUUACUGAUUUGUGGGAUCAGUUGGCCUUGACAGAAUCUGCUGAGUUGAAGGUUUUUGAACCUUAUAUUACUCGUAGAGAGGAACAACGUCUAGUUCAAUUAUUGAUGGCCCUACGUCCAGAGUUUGAGACUAUUCGUGCAUCGAUUUUGCAUCGCACUCCAUUGCCGUCUGUUGAUUCUGUUGUUAAUGAACUAUUGGUUGAAGGUUUUUGA
Messenger RNA from Asparagus officinalis (garden asparagus), 609 nucleotides. RefSeq lists its product as uncharacterized. The transcript has a single exon. Lineage: Eukaryota; Viridiplantae; Streptophyta; Magnoliopsida; Asparagales; Asparagaceae. Bases 1 to 609 code for a protein of 202 amino acids. The record is from RefSeq and is a predicted model, not a curated record.